UAUGGUUGUGAUCAGAAUGACGGCAGUUGAAAAAUUGUGAAAUUUUGAAUAAACAAUUAGUGCUUUGUGAUUUAAUUAAAAAUAAAAAUAAAAAGUUUCAUAAAGCAUUCACUAUAAUUCAUAACCAAAGAGAACGUAACAGUAUAUCAAUGUGUGAUACCUUUCUACUUUUACUCUAUGGCAUAAAAAAAUGACCACGCACAAAGAAAGAUCAGCGUGCAAGAACGGUCUUGAUGUCUCCGACAACGAAAAGAAAAUGAGGGAGAAUAUAAAGGAGGAAAAAACGACGAAAAGGCCGAAGUGCGAACUCGACGGGAACGGUCGAUUGAAUCUCAAGGACAUUUUACGGUCCUUCAAUGGACCGGUCAACCAAGAACAAGCAUGGGCAUUGUGUUAUCAAACGGCCAAGAGUUUGUCACGUCUGCCGGAUAACAAUUUCUACGAACUAUCGGAGUUAUCUCAGAUCGUCCUUCACAAGGAUGGCGAUGUUUGGCUCGGCGAUCUAAUCGAUUCGAAGAAACCUCAAGUUUCCGAGAAAAAGGCGGUGUUCUCAUUAGGUAUGAUGAUCUUUAAAGCGCUUGAUUUCGGCCUAGAUGAACAGGAGGAAAGGCCUCUGUCACCAGAUUUAGAAGCCCUUAUAACAUUAAUGACUAGUGCAGAUGAAGAUAUUGAAGGGGAAACGGAAGAACGUCCGCAGGAAACAGACGAUGAAGGCAUCGAGCGGGACUCCAGUGAUGUCGAUGUAGAUGAAUUUUUGUCGCAGAAAAGUAACGACGCUUACGAGGAAAGGUCACCAAUGUACUCGUUAAAGAAUGUAAUGCAAUUAUGUACCAGACAUAUGCAGACUUCCAUUGAAUCUACUGAAUCUCAUUAUAAAGCUGUAAUACGGGCAUACGUAGCGGAGGCUUUGGAAUUAUCACAAUUUUUGGAUACAGUAGCAGCUGAUAAAUUGCAAGCUAGUCAGAGGGAUGCUGGGAACACUGAAGGAAAUAAGCAAACCUCGAUGUCCGUUCAGAACCUUGAUACGCUAGAUUUUAUUGAUUGGACUGACAUUAGGAUUUGGAGGGCUAUACAAGCAAGAUUUUGGGUACAAGUUAUUCAAGAGCUGAGAAAGGGUGUGAAACUAAAAAAAGUGGAAGCCAAUUUGGGUUCAAAGAAUACCACUCGUGGACGUGGAAAGGGGGCAGAAUUUGAGUUAACACCGUAUGAAAUUUUGAUGGAUGAUAUCCGAGAAAGGAGAUAUCAUCUAAGAAAGACACCGUCGCCAACGCCUCAUUUGCGAAAAGAUGCUCACGCUGUCAUUCUCGAAUUUAUUCGAAGUAGACCUCCUUUAAAAAAGGCCUCUGAAAGACAGCUACCACCUCUGCAAAAGGAAUGGACCCUCCGGGAAUUACUCAUGGAAAGCAUAAAAAAACCACCAAACUUAAGGUCGUCUCGCAAUAGAUAUGUUCCUAAAACUGAAAGAACGUCCCCUCAAACUGAUCAAAUCCACAGUACUGUUGAUGGCAAGGAUAGCUCACCUACAGCACCAAAACCUCCUCGUAGGGAUUUGGACACCUCUAAUUCAACUACAAGUAGAAGAAAAGUAAUACCUGUCGAUUUUGACUUAAAGCUCGAUGCGGAGGACGAAGAUGACGACGAAGAUUACAAUGAUGAAUUUGCAGUAACAAGAUUCGAAGAAGAGGAUGAAGCGGUUUUGCAGAAUUAUUGGCAACUGAAGGAGGAUUACCCGUUCGCAGAUAGGAGUACUACUCGUAACAGACAUAAAGAUCAGAGGGACGAUGACGAAGCAGGUUCUGCGAACCCUUGGCGACGAACAGGUGGAUUGCGUUUAACUAGAAAUGAAUACCAUCGAUUUUGCGACACACAACUUGAAUCUUAUGAUCUCGCAACACAAUGUCCAUCUAGAAGAGCAUCGGCUCGAAAACAUGCGGCAAGGCGUAGCAUAGCUCUUACAGCGUUAACCGGUACUACAUCUCUUCCUCAUUCGAGACCUCAGAGUCGGCAGCAUACAGGUGCGACGGAGUCAGCAUCGAGUCAGGGUCCUAGUCCUAAUGUUAGCAUGAAUCCUAGUCCAAGUUUGAGUCCUCAACCCAGAACAAGGCAACCACGACGAUCUCAAACUAUUGCUGAGGGUACGAAGAAUGCUGAAGAUCAAAAUGAAGACUGGCAGGACGAUAAAGGACAGAAGCCUACAUUGGGUGAUAUGUUCCUGGAUGAAAGGCUUUCUUUAACUCUAGAGGAGAUCGUGCAUAUUCGCAGUGUACUAACUAAAGCUGAAUUGGAAUCUCUACCCGUAGAAGGACGCGUGAAGGAGGAUGUAGAAAAACGACGUGUUUGUUUUCUUUGCCUAAAAACUAGAUUUGGAUUGUUAGGACCUUGGGGGCAACGUUGUCGUUUAUGCGAGAGAACCGUAUGCGUAAAAUGUUAUUCCAAAAUGCGAAUUCCAACAGAACAUUUUGCCCACGUUCCGGUAGUUUUAUUAUCUCCUGGCCUUCUUCUUUCUCCGUCAUCUUCAGAACCGGAUACUAGCAAGAGCUCUUGGUUGAGAGGCAACGGAGCAGCUGGAUCUGCUCCGGCAUCACCAGCCUCUAGACGCAAAGAUUCAUCAUUGAAAAGCGUGACACCUUCAUCCACGCCUACUACGACACCUGUUUUGAUACUUACACCGACUUCCACGCCGCCUUCUCAUGCACGUCGUGAAACAGAGAAUCAAGAUAAAAGUAAAAUUUGGUUGUACAGGAGUUACAAAGGCAGUGGUAGUCCAGCCAAUGUACCAUCACCAAAGGCAUUCUCCAGUUUUUCUAGUCAUAGCUCGGAACAACGAUUGGCUGCAGAACGAUUACGGGGCGUCUCAAUGGUGGUCUGUCAUGAUUGCCGCAUAAUGGUAAUACAGAUAAUCAAGAGUUCAAGAACAACACGGGCUACGAUACGCAACAAUGUUAUUUCACGACUUACUUUGAACCUUUCGCCAGCCUAUGUUUGAAUUCUAUCCGGAAAAACAAAGUUCCAUGCACGAGAUUUUUGUUAAGCAAAAUGGCGCGUCUCGUUUUCGAUUCUGAUAA
Habropoda laboriosa is the source of this 3065-nucleotide messenger RNA. RefSeq names its product protein spire (gene spir). Gene Ontology annotation, cellular component: cell cortex; cytoplasmic vesicle membrane. The transcript is spliced from 15 exons. The coding region runs from base 191 to 2986 and encodes 931 amino acids. Gene Ontology annotation, molecular function: actin binding. The record is from RefSeq and is a predicted model, not a curated record. Lineage: Eukaryota; Metazoa; Arthropoda; Insecta; Hymenoptera; Apidae. Gene Ontology annotation, biological process: polar body extrusion after meiotic divisions; Golgi vesicle transport; actin nucleation.